AGCCCCGAUUGGCUCUGCAUCUAACGGUCUGGCGACACCUAGGGGAUAGUCCCCACUAGCGUGCAUCACUUCUAGACACAUCCACCAGACGCUUUCUCCUCCCCAGUCUGCCUGACCUGUUGCUUUGGGACACGAUCCCCCUCACCCCCCACUUGCCCUGACGUCUGCCUGACCAACCAUCAUUUCCUUAGAGAACAAGAAAGGAGGCAGUCGCAGGAAAUCAUGCCACCAACAGCCCAACAGCAAUGAGCGCGUGAUGCUGCAUUGACGUCAAAGGCAGAGACAACCAAGACCUGGAGCAGCUCCCUCUCCAGACUCCCUGCCGCCCCAGCCCCUGGCUCCUUCUCUCAGCACAGCCUGAAGCCUGGCUUCUCCUGGUGAUAUUGUCUCCGCUUGACAUAUCCAAAGGUCUUCAGACCCUUGGACACCAGACACUAUGGAGAACCACAUGUUCAGCGUUCAGCAGAUCCAGCCCAAUGUCAUUUCUGUCCGCCUCUUCAAGCGCAAAGUGGGGGGCCUGGGAUUCCUGGUGAAGGAAAGGGUGAGCAAGCCGCCCGUGAUCAUCUCCGACUUGAUUCGAGGGGGUGCCGCAGAGCAGAGUGGCCUCAUCCAGGCUGGGGACAUCAUUCUUGCGGUCAACGGCCAGCCCUUGGUGGACCUGAGCUAUGACAGCGCCCUGGAGGUGCUCAGAGGUAUCGCCUCCGAGACCCAUGUGGUCCUUAUUCUGAGGGGCCCUGAGGGCUUCACCACGCACCUGGAGACCACCUUCACCGGGGAUGGGACCCCCAAGACCAUCCGGGUGACACGGCCCCUGGCUCCCCCCACUGCAGCAGUUGAUUUGUCCCACCAAUCAGCAGCAGGCAAAGAGCAGACCAUGGUGGUGGAUGGGGCCACAGGUCCUGGCAAUGGGCCACAGCACAUGCCAGACCAUGGGCAGGAAGCUGGCUCCCUCUCCCACACCAAUGGCUUGGCUCCCAGGCCCCCAAGCCAGGACCCUGCCAAGAAAAGUGCUGCGGUCACCCUCCAGGGCAGCGGGGAGAACAAUAAACUGCUCAAAGAGAUAGAGCCCGUGCUGAAUCUUCUCAGCAGUGGGAGCAAAGGGAUCAACCGAGGGGAACCUGCCAAGGCGGAGACAAAGGACGUGGAAAUACAGGUGGACAGAGAUACGGAUGGCAAAUCUCACAAAACUCUGCCCCUCGGUGUGGAGAACGACCGAGUCUUCAAUGACCUAUGGGGGAAGGGCAACAUGCCUGUCGUCCUCAACAACCCAUAUUCAGAGAAGGAGCAGCCCCCUGCCUCGGGAAAACAGUCUCCCACCAAGAAUGGCAGCCCGUCCAAGUGCCCCCGCUUCCUCAAGGUCAAGAACUGGGAGACUGACGUGGUUCUGUCUGACACCCUCCACCUUAAGAGCACAUUGGGAACGGGAUGCACUGAGCACAUCUGUAUGGGGUCCGUCAUGCUUCCUUCUCAGCACAUACGAAGGCCCGAAGAUGUCCGCACAAAAGAACAGCUCUUCCCUCUCGCCAAAGAGUUCCUUGAUCAGUAUUACUCGUCAAUUAAAAGAUUCGGCUCCAAAGCCCACAUGGAGAGGCUGGAGGAGGUGAACAAAGAGAUUGAAACCACCAGCACCUACCAGCUCAAGGACACAGAGCUCAUCUACGGGGCCAAGCAUGCCUGGCGGAAUGCCUCCCGCUGCGUGGGCAGGAUCCAGUGGUCCAAGCUGCAGGUGUUCGAUGCCCGCGACUGUACCACGGCUCACGGGAUGUUCAACUACAUCUGUAACCACAUCAAGUAUGCCACCAACAAAGGGAACCUCAGAUCUGCCAUCACCAUAUUUCCCCAGAGGACUGACGGCAAGCAUGACUUCCGAGUCUGGAACUCCCAGCUCAUCCGCUACGCCGGCUACAAGCAGCCCGAUGGCUCCAUCCUGGGGGAUCCAGCCAAUGUGGCGUUCACGGAGAUCUGUAUCCAGCAGGGCUGGAAGCCCCCAAGGAGCCGCUUCGAUGUCCUGCCACUCCUGCUCCAGGCCAACGGCAACGACCCUGAGCUCUUCCAGAUCCCUCCAGAGCUGGUGUUGGAAGUGCCCAUCAGACACCCCAAGUUUGAGUGGUUCAAGGACCUUGGGCUGAAGUGGUACGGCCUCCCCGCUGUGUCCAACAUGCUACUGGAGAUCGGCGGCCUGGAGUUCAGUGCCUGCCCCUUCAGCGGCUGGUACAUGGGCACGGAGAUUGGCGUCCGUGACUACUGUGACAGCUCUCGAUACAACAUCCUGGAGGAAGUGGCCAAGAAGAUGAACUUGGACAUGAGGAAGACAUCCUCCCUGUGGAAAGACCAAGCACUGGUGGAGAUCAACAUUGCGGUUCUGUACAGCUUCCAGAGUGACAAAGUGACCAUCGUGGACCACCACUCUGCCACCGAGUCCUUCAUUAAGCACAUGGAGAAUGAGUACCGCUGCCGGGGCGGCUGCCCUGCCGACUGGGUGUGGAUCGUGCCCCCCAUGUCCGGCAGCAUCACCCCUGUCUUCCACCAGGAGAUGCUCAACUACCGGCUUACCCCCUCCUUUGAAUACCAGCCUGACCCCUGGAACACCCACGUCUGGAAAGGCACCAACGGGACCCCCACAAAACGGCGAGCCAUCGGCUUCAAGAAGCUGGCAGAAGCCGUCAAGUUCUCAGCCAAGCUGAUGGGACAGGCUAUGGCCAAGAGGGUCAAGGCUACCAUCCUUUAUGCCACAGAGACGGGCAAAUCACAGGCUUAUGCCAAAACCUUGUGUGAGAUCUUCAAACAUGCCUUUGAUGCCAAGGUGAUGUCCAUGGAAGAAUAUGACAUCGUACACCUGGAACAUGAAACUCUGGUCCUAGUGGUUACCAGCACCUUUGGCAAUGGAGACCCCCCUGAGAACGGGGAGAAGUUUGGCUGCGCUUUGAUGGAAAUGAGGCACCCCAACUCUGUGCACGAGGAAAGGAAGUACCCGGAACCCUUGCGUUUCUUUCCCCGUAAAGGGCCUUCCCUCGCCCGAGGUUACACAGAACUGCGCGGUCUGGCUGCAGCUCGUGACAGCCAGCACAGGAGCUACAAGGUGCGAUUCAAUAGUGUUUCCUCAUACUCCGACUCCCGCAAAUCAUCAGGGGAUGGGCCAGACCUCAGAGACAACUUUGAGAGCGCCGGGCCCCUGGCAAAUGUGAGGUUCUCUGUGUUCGGCCUUGGCUCCCGGGCAUACCCUCACUUCUGCGCCUUUGGACACGCCGUGGACACCCUCCUGGAAGAGCUAGGGGGAGAGAGGAUCCUAAAGAUGAGGGAGGGGGACGAGCUCUGUGGACAGGAGGAGGCUUUCCGGACCUGGGCCAAGAAAGUCUUCAAGGCAGCCUGUGAUGUGUUCUGCGUGGGAGACGACGUCAACAUUGAGAAGGCGAACAACUCCCUCAUCAGCAAUGACCGCAGCUGGAAGAGGAACAAGUUCCGCCUCAGCUAUGUGGCCGAAGCUCCAGAACUGACCCAAGGUCUCUCCAAUGUCCACAAAAAGCGGGUCUCGGCCGCUCGACUCCUCAGCCGUCAAAAUCUUCAGAGUCCUAAAUCCAGCCGAUCAACUAUCUUCGUGCGUCUUCACACCAAUGGGAAUCAGGAGCUUCAGUACCAGCCUGGGGACCACCUGGGCGUCUUCCCUGGCAACCAUGAGGACCUCGUGAAUGCCCUGAUCGAGCGGCUGGAGGACGCACCCCCUCUCAACCAGCUAGUGAAGGUGGAGCUGCUGGAGGAACGGAACACGGCUUUGGGAGUUAUCAGUAACUGGACAGACGAGCAUCGCAUCCCACCCUGCACCAUCUUCCAGGCCUUCAAGUACUACCUGGACAUCACCACGCCUCCAACACCACUGCAGCUACAGCAGUUUGCCUCCCUGGCCACCAGUGAGAAAGAGAAGCAGCGCCUGCUCGUCCUUAGCAAGGGUCUGCAGGAGUACGAGGAAUGGAAAUGGGGCAAGAACCCCACCAUUGUGGAGGUGCUGGAGGAGUUCCCAUCCAUCCAGAUGCCCUCUACCCUGCUCCUGACCCAGCUGUCCCUGCUCCAGCCCCGCUACUAUUCCAUCAGCUCCUCCCCGGACAUGUACCCCGACGAGGUGCACCUGACUGUGGCCGUUGUCUCCUACCGCACCCGAGAUGGAGAAGGACCAAUUCACCAUGGCGUGUGCUCCUCCUGGCUCAACCGGAUCCAGGCUGACGAGGUGGUGCCCUGUUUCGUGAGAGGAGCACCCAGCUUCCACCUGCCCCGAAAUCCCCAAGUGCCCUGUAUCCUGGUUGGCCCAGGCACUGGCAUUGCCCCUUUCCGAAGCUUCUGGCAGCAACGGCAAUUCGAUAUCCAACACAAAGGAAUGAGUCCCUGCCCCAUGGUCCUGGUUUUCGGGUGCCGGCAGUCCAAGAUAGACCACAUCUACAAGGAGGAGACCCUGCAGGCCAAGAGCAAGGGGGUCUUCCGAGAACUGUACACAGCCUACUCCCGGGAGCCAGACAAACCAAAGAAGUACGUGCAGGACAUCCUGCAGGAGCAGCUGGCCGAGGCUGUGUACCGAGCCCUGAAGGAGCAAGGGGGCCACAUUUACGUCUGUGGGGACGUCACCAUGGCCGCCGAUGUCCUCAAAGCCAUCCAGCGCAUCAUGACCCAGCAGGGGAAACUCUCUGUAGAGGACGCUGGCGUGUUCAUCAGCAGGCUGAGGGAUGACAACCGGUACCAUGAAGAUAUUUUCGGAGUCACCCUGCGUACGUAUGAAGUGACCAAUCGCCUUAGAUCUGAAUCCAUUGCCUUCAUUGAGGAGAGCAAAAAAGACACAGAUGAGGUUUUCAGCUCCUAACUGGACCCUCUUGCUCAGAUGGAUGGCAGGGUGGCCGCCCCACGCACUCGGCCGGGGUGGCUACAGGUUUUGUAAGCGCGGACACUGCUGAACCUUCCCUUUGGGCCCCUCCCCCCGUGGCCCCUGCUCUGCCUCUCGUCCUGUCACCGUGUCCUGGUCCUCCGCUCCUGGGUUCUCACUUCUCAGUGUGUCUCUCUCACCCUUUUGGGUUUUCUCCUUGAGUUUUCCUGCUGCAAUGCGAUGCCUUUAUAAUCCGCAGUGGCUUUUACAAAACUGUUUCCCUCUCUCUCUCUCUCUUUCUGACAAGGGCACAUCCCCAGUGCAUGAAACCACUGGAACAUGGCCGUGGCUUGUGUUAGAGUGUCUACUGGGGUUCACCCUGGAGAGGCUGCAGGGACCAGAUGCAAGAGUUUUCUGAGCUAGUUCCUCCGCCGCUGUUCAAACCCCCGCCCCCCAACCCUGUCCUUUUUUUACGAUGGUGUUCUGGACAUGUGUGUAUGUGCGUGUGAUGGGCCUGGGUCUCCCUCUGUCCUCUUGCCUGAGCAGACAUGCCGCCUGCACACCCUCAGUGCCAAGAAAUUUGCCCCAGCCCAUACUGAGGCCUCAUGUAUCCAUAAUUAAGGGUCUGUGCCAGUACCCAUAAUAGUCCUGGUUAUAAAAGAGCAGGUCGUGGAGGUGGGGUGUGAUGAGAGAAAGAUAUUCAGUGAAAGAGGGAGUCACAGAAUUAGAUGCAUCCAGAUACUGGUACCAGUUAGUGGAGCCCUUACUGGGAGAUGAACCCAUCUGCUCCCCAUCCCCACCCCACCUCAGCCAGGAUCACCUGACCUGGCCCUCCCCAGACAGUCCCACCCACAAGACCGGAAACAGUGUUGUCCAAGGGAAUGAGCUGGAAAUAAGUGUCUCCCCAUUCUUUGCCACUGGAUGACAUUGGACAACGUCACCUGUCCUUCAUUUCCUGUAAUUGUAAUGUUAUGAAGCGGAAAAGGAUGGAUAGAUCGAACUUUAAACUUGUGGAGAUUGGAAACAAUAUCAAGGAAGGGCAUUGUUGUUGUUGUUUUAUUUCCCUAAAUGGGGCUUGCCGUUUCAGCCCUGGAAGUAAAAUACCAGAAGUCAGUGAAAGCAGAUGAGGCUGAAGAAGGAGUCCAUCAUGAGGCGCCUGCCGACAGCUGGGGCGGGGAGAACCUGCCAUCAUGCUUUCGGUCUUCAAAAAGAGAUUCCCCCAGGUUUUUAACCUGAUAAAAGAAUUUUGAUGAAUAAAUUAUCCUCAACGCAGAUUUUAAAAACAGGCAGUAAAGUCUUUUGGCAGGAAUCGGGACAGGUACAAUUGCUCCCAGUCGGACAAUCUGCUGAGUUCAUCUUCUCAGAGGAAAUGGGGUGGAAGUGUCCCUCUCUACCCUGAAGUGCUCAAAAUCAAUGGUAAGCAGCGCCCAGAGAGAGCCAGGAAACCCCACUGACCCCCAGCAACUGCUUCCCAGGUGUUGAAAGGAAGCCAUCAGCCAGUUCCGGUCUUCUGUCUGAUUUUGUUUCGUCUUAUGCUGUAGAAAGGCAGCCUUUGGAUGCAGCACACAGGCACUGCUUUCUUGAUGCUUGGUGUGGGGGUCUGCCAAAGGGAGAGGGCUCUGGCCCUCCCCAGAAGGGCCCUAGAUCCGAGGUGCCAAAAAGGUGUCCCCAGGAGGGGACAACCUCAGAGACUCUUAAAGACAAAGGGGAAGCUCUGUCUCGGCUUUUUCCACCUUCCCUGGCAGCCCCCGCUGGUGUCUCAUCCAUGGGACACAGAGUUCGACUUCGUGCCGGUUUUGAUUUCCCUGCCUGACUUUAAUCCUAUUCACUCCUGCUCGGGCUUCCGUGGCACAGAAACCAAGCACUCAGCAUGCUCGGCCGCCCCUCUCUGACCUGGAGGGAAGCCUGUUCAAAACCCUUUCUUUCCUGCAAACGUGAUUCUGGCUCCUAGUAGCUGUCCUCCCAAGGGCUUCCUGUCCAACCCUCUGAGCCUUUCAGAGAUACCUCCUAAGAUGUCACUAACUCCCCAGGGGCUGAACUGCUGUGUCCAACCUCCAUCCUAGAAGAAUUAGAGCACCCCUCUCCAAAUCAAGCUUCACACAUGAAUGCUUUUCCAUCGCCAAAGAAAUAUUUAUGAGCACUUACUCCAUACUAGGCACUUUCUCACUUCUCCCUGCCCUUCUAGUAGCAGACAAGCAAAGGAAAACAUCAUCUUGUUUUAUCAGGAAGUCUAAGUGAUUACGUAACCAGGAUUCAUCGUUCUUCCCAAGAAUGAUUGUUUUGUUUCUGUAAGAAAAUACCUUUUAACCCCCAACACAAGCUGCUUCAUAACUCCUGGCUGAGAGACAGGAAGCUAGUCUGAUGGGUUUCUCUCAUUCACCAGAAUCUCUGAUACCAAAAGCCUCCCGUUAAAAAGCCUAUCAAGGAGUUCCCGUCGUGGCUCAGCGGUUAACGAACCUGACUAGGAAC
This is a messenger RNA of Phacochoerus africanus (Common warthog), 7312 nucleotides long. RefSeq names its product nitric oxide synthase 1 (gene NOS1). Bases 437 to 4843 code for a protein of 1468 amino acids. Gene Ontology annotation, biological process: nitric oxide biosynthetic process. Gene Ontology annotation, molecular function: nitric-oxide synthase activity; flavin adenine dinucleotide binding; calmodulin binding. The transcript has 29 exons. Lineage: Eukaryota; Metazoa; Chordata; Mammalia; Artiodactyla; Suidae. The record is from RefSeq and is a predicted model, not a curated record.